AGCAGAAGAUUAUAUUGAUAUUAAUAAUAUUUUGAUAACAAGUGAUAUAUUCAAUAAUGAUGAAAUUAUUGCAGCCAUUCAAGAGGCAUCUGAGAAUAAAGGAGAAGAUGAAGAUGAGAAUGAGAUGUUGAUGAUAUCUAACAAAGUUGUCUUAGAAAGUAUUCAAAAUUUACAUGAUUACUUGUGA
Messenger RNA from Ambispora leptoticha, 187 nucleotides. Lineage: Eukaryota; Fungi; Glomeromycota; Glomeromycetes; Archaeosporales; Ambisporaceae. The record is from the annotation of a GenBank genome assembly.